This is a messenger RNA of Linum tenue, 1965 nucleotides long. The record is from the annotation of a GenBank genome assembly. Lineage: Eukaryota; Viridiplantae; Streptophyta; Magnoliopsida; Malpighiales; Linaceae.
UAGAAAACAGCGGCGGGAAAAAGUACGAGCGACAAUUCUAAGGCUAUCCAAGCAAGGAAAUGACGUAAGGAAAUCUGUCACCACAGGCCUUGCCUUUAUAAAAAUCUCCAAACCAUGGCGUCUAUAUAUAUAUUAUAUUAUAUCCUUACCCUUUUUGAGAAAGACGUUGCAACACUUCACUCUAAAAUGGAAACUUACAGCAAAACGUCGGUGGUUUUGGCGGUGGCGGCGGUGGCCGUGACGGCGUGGCUGUGGAGGGUGGUGAACUGGCUGUGGAUCAAGCCCAAGCGGCUGGAGGGACACCUGAGGAGCCAAGGCUUCGACGGCCGGCCGUACCGGUUUCUGAAGGGAGAUCUGAAGGAAGCCCUGGAGAUGCUGAAGGAAGCUCAGGCGAGGGAAUUGGACGUCGCCGACGACGCCGCCCUCCGCGUCUUCCCUUUCCCUUACUACACCGUCAAGAAUUACGGGAAGAAAUCGUUCACAUGGUUUGGACCCGUGCCAAGGGUGCACAUCAUGAAUCCCGACCACAUAAAAGAAGUGCUCACCAAAAUUGACGAGUACCCAAAGUUGAAGGGCAACCCACUGACGAGGCUGCUGGUGACGGGGCUCGCAAGCUACAACGGCGACAAAUGGGCACAGCACAGGAAAAUCCUCAACCCUGCAUUCCAUCAGGAGAAGCUCAAGUUGAUGUUGCCAGUUUUCUAUAGAAGCUCUAGAGAGAUGGUUGAUGAGUGGGAGAGGGAGGUGAUGAAGUCCAAGGGAAAUGAGACUUGUGAACUGGAUGUGUGGCCUUACCUACAGAGCAUGACAUGUGAUGUAAUUUCGAGAACGUCAUUUGGAAGCAGUUACAAAGAAGGUGCAAAAACUUUCCAACUGCUCAGAGAAAUGGCCACUCUUAUCAUGCAGAUUGUCCGACAAGUUUAUAUACCAGGAUGGAGGUUCCUACCAACCAAAACAAACACGAGGAUGAAACGAGCAUACAAGGAGAUCCAGGAAGCAAUUCAGGGGAUCAUCAACAAGAGAGAGAAGGCGAUGAGGACGGGCGAGAUCGUCUCCAACGACGACCUGCUCGGUCUGAUGAUGGAAUCCAACAACAACAACAACCACCACAAUGGCAAGAACGGGAUGAUGACACUGGAGGACGUGAUCGAGGAAUGCAAGUUGUUCUAUUUCGCGGGCCAGGAGACCACCUCCACACUUCUGGUGUGGACGAUGGUCCUUCUCAGCAAGUACCCCGCGUGGCAAGAACGUGCGAGACACGAGGUCUUGCACGUCCUUGGCACCGACAACGAGGUCAAUGCCACCACCCUCGAUUCGAGCGCCCUGGGCCAGCUCAAGACCAUGACCAUGAUCAUGCACGAGGUCAUGAGGCUGUAUCCUCCAGUGAUGCAGAUGACUCGAGCUGUCGAGAGAGAUACGAAGAUGGGUGAUUUCGUUCUGCCGGCGGGGACACAGUUGGCCCUGCCGACGAUCCUCGUCCACAAGGACCCCGAGAUCUGGGGGGACGACGUGGCGGAGUUCAGGCCGGAGAGGUUCGCCGACGGGGUUUCGAAGGCGACGAGGAGUCACAACCAACAGGGUGCUUACUUCCCCUUUGGCUGGGGUCCUCGAAUCUGCAUCGGCCAGAAUUUUGCUCUCAUGGAGGCCAAGAUUGCUUUGGCGAUCAUAUUGAAGAGGUUUUCGUUUGAGCUUUCGCCGUCCUAUGUUCAUGCUCCAUCCCCCGAGGCUCCCAUACUUCAGCCACAGUUUGGUGCUCGACUCAUCCUCCAUAAGCUUUGAACAUAAACCUGUUGCCUGUAUGCUGAUUGUGAGCUAUAUGUUACUGAGAAAUAAAGUGGACGACUUUUGGCGACCCUAUUUAGAAGCGUUUCGGUGACCCGUAAACAUGAAUGCACAUCUUUUAAACUUUACAAUGCGAUUUUGAGUACAUUUCUUACAAAGCAGCAUUUGCGUUUGACUUCAUCA